This is a messenger RNA of Tilletiopsis washingtonensis, 1200 nucleotides long. RefSeq names its product PRTase-like protein. The coding region runs from base 34 to 780 and encodes 248 amino acids. Gene Ontology annotation, biological process: IMP salvage; GMP salvage; hypoxanthine metabolic process. Lineage: Eukaryota; Fungi; Basidiomycota; Exobasidiomycetes; Entylomatales. Gene Ontology annotation, cellular component: cytoplasm. The transcript is spliced from 5 exons. Gene Ontology annotation, molecular function: hypoxanthine phosphoribosyltransferase activity. The record is from RefSeq and is a predicted model, not a curated record.
UCAUCACCCCACCCCCACACCUCACCGCCCAGCAUGGCCGACACGCUGCCCGACGACCACUACCGCAUCACAUACGAGGAGGUGCACGAGCACAUCUGCGGCGCGGCCAAGCGCAUCAAGGAUGAGUUCGACCCGGACGUCAUCCUGGCCGUCGCCGGCGGCGGCCUCUUCCCGGCGCGCGUGCUGCGCACCUUCCUCAAGCGGCCGUCGCUCAUCGACCCGGCCAAGAUGCGCAACGUGCCCAUCUCCGUCGUCUCGCUGGCGCUGUACGAGGAGUCGGCCGCCAGCACGGCAGGCACGCUGGGCAAGGAGGUGGUGCGCACGCAGUGGCUCGACGCCAAGGCGAUCCGGGGCGCGCGCGGCGUUGAGGAGGGCAAGGGAGAGGGACUGCUGGGCAAGAACAUCCUGAUCGUGGAUGAGGUCGACGACAGCCGCACGACGCUGCAGUACGCAUACAACGAGCUGUCGAAGGACGUGCGCACGGCGCUCGCCGCCCUCACGCCCGAGGAGCGCGCCGCGCUCCCGCCGACGCGCUUCGGCAUCUUUGUGGUGAACAACAAGGAGCGGACAAAGAAGGGCGCGCUGCCCAUCUACCCCGCCGACACGACGCGCGCCAACGAGCCCAUCACCGAGUCGGGCAUCGGCGAGGGCUGCUUCUACUGGGCGGCCAAGACGACGGCGGACCUGUGGAUCGAGUAUCCCUGGGAGCAGGAGGACAUCCUCGAGCACAACCGGUUGGCCGCGCUGGCCAAGAAGCUCGGCGCCAACCAGGGCAACUGAGGCAGGGCCAGAGGAGAGGCGGCACAAUAUCCAUAGAUCAUCUAGCAUCGAUCGCGUCACUAUGUACAGAGCAGCUGUGGCCGCAGCAGCAGCGGCCAGACGGCAGCGGGCAAGGGGGUACUAUUAGGUGCUGUGUCUCAAGCCGGAGGCCGCAGAGCAUGUCACUACUGCAGCAGCGCCUACUGCGCCUUCUUGCUCUCGAGUAGCGCACCCUUGGCGUUCUUCGUCGGCGGCUUCGUCGGCCACGAGAGGCCCUUGGCGGCCGCCUCCUUCUUCUGCUCGGCCUGGCGCGCGCGGUAGCGCUUGUAGCUGAGGUCCGUGCCCAUCAGGUGGUCCCACCAGCGGAAGCUCGUCGAGUAGCAGCCGACGAAGGCCAUGUGGUGGUGGUCGUGGUGGUCGGCGCCGGCCCAGAAGGGCAUC